GACGCUUGUGGAGGAAGGCGUUGCUCGUCGCUCUCGCUGGUAACUGACUAGAGGAACGGAAAAUGGCGGACCUCGAAGACGUUACGCUGGACGGGAGACCGCUCCAGUCCCUUCGGGUGGCGGAUUUAAAAGCUGCUCUUGAGGAGAGGGGGCUCUCGAAAAGCGGGCAGAAGAAUGCUCUCGUCAAACGACUCAAGGGGGCUCUCAUGCUUGAGAAUCUUCAGAGGACCUCCACCGCUCACAUCGGACUGCAGCCAAAUUCGCAUAUCGGUGAGGAAAUGAGCCAGAACAGCUUCAUCAAGCAGUAUCUGGCUAAACAACAGGAGCUCCUGAGGCAGCGGCUGGAGAGAGAGGCCCGCGAAGCAUAUGACACAAAUGAGCAAGAGGACCACACAGAAGUUAACAACAGUACAUCAUGCCCUCCUCAAGCCCAGGAUGCCGCACCGGCAUUGGUUGAGCAAAACAAGCCGCCUGGCCCCUCAGGUGUCGACGGAUUGUUUGGUGCAGUGAAUGAGGACGAGGGCAACAGGGACCAGGAGGCUGACCUGCCCUGUCCUCCUGCUUCUGGCUCAAUGGCCAUGCGUGUUCCUGGCGGUGAGGACCGGCCAGAGAAGGGCUCUGCCUCAAACGAAGCCGCUGCAGACAGCGACGACGACGACAGUGAUGACGGCGAUGAGGAUGGAGACGACGAUGACUGGGAAAGUGGUGCUCGGAGGAGAGGCCACAGAGAGCCGGCCACAGCGCCCACGACCAGAGAGAGGUCUGGGGCAUCCUGUCAACCCCCUCAGCAACACAUGCCUUCCCUUUUGUCCCCUCAGCUCCGCCAGCCAACUCCUCCUCCCUCCCCACCUCCAGAGUUGUCAUUCCCCCUGCCUGACACCCCAAAACAGAGCCCCCCUAGUCCAGAUGUAGCCCCAGCUAGGCGCUCAUCGAGUACCUCCAGCUCCGGGUCUUCUAGCAGCGGCAGCCGCAGUAGCAGCCCAGAGCCACAGAGGAGUGGUCAUGCCGAGCGCAAGCCGGGCCCGCUGACACUUCUGGCACGUAAAAUGGAGUCAGAAGGUGCUUUCUCUGGAGCAGGUUGGCACCGCGCCGGUGGGGAAGGUGAGAGGCAAGACGGCAGUUCUCUGGCUACAUCAUUUCUUUGCAGAGGGCUUCCAGAGGGUCUGGUAUCUGCCAUCACUCACACAGCCAAUACUGCAGGUCACGUGUCAUUUCCCACAAUUCCAGGCAUUAACCAGGGUCUUUCAGGAGCACAUUCGGCCCAUAUUCAGCUACCCGUUAGUGUGCUCAAGGCCACUGCAACAGAGGAGAGGGACACUGAGAUUGAACGAGAAAGGGCCCUUGAGCUGGAAAGGCAAGAGAAGCAGCGUAAACUUGAGCAAGAACGAGCGAUGGAGGAAGAGCGGGAAAGAGCUCUUGCGAUGGAGAGAGAGCAAAGAGAGAGAGCUCUGGAGAAAGAGAGAAUUGAACGACAGCAGGCCAUAGAAAGAGAAGAACAAGAAAAGGCUUUGCAGCGGGAGAGAGAACUUGCCCUUGAACGAGAGAGGCAGGAGAGGGAACGAGCUUUGGCUAAAGAGAGGGAAGAGCGGGAGCGAGCUUUGGCACAAGAGAGGGCCCUGGAGAUGGAGAGGCAGAAGGAGCUCGAGAGACAGAGGGCCCUGGAGAGAGAGAGGCGAGAGAGAGAAGAAAUGGAGAGAAUAAAAGAGCUAGAGAGAGAAGAAAUGGAGAGAAUAAAAGAGCUAGAGAGAUCCAAGGCCUUGGAGCAAGAAAAGAAGGAGAGAGAGAGGGCUCUUGAGCAAGAGAGGCUUCAGAGGGAGAGAGUUCUGGAGGCUGAGAGAAAGGAGAAGGAGAGGAUUGAGAGAGAGAAGGCUCUGGAGCAGGAACGGUUGGAAAGGGAAAGGUUAGAGAGACAGAGAGCCUUGGAGCAAGAGAGACUGGAGAGAGAGAGAGCCUUUGAACAAGAGAGACUAGAAAUGGAGAGAGUCCUGGAGCAAGAGCGUCUCGAGAGAGCGAAAGCCCUGGAGCAGCAGCGCUUAGAGAGGGAGAAAGUCCUGGCAAAAGAGCGACUAGAGCGAGAGAAAGCCUUGGAGCAAGAGAGAAUAGACAGAGAAAGAGCUCUGGAGCAAGAAAGGUUGAAGCAGGAGAGAGCCCUAGAACAGCAGAGGUUAGAGCUUGAGAGGAAGGAAAAUGAGAGAAUUGAGAGAGAGAAAGCAUUGGCGCAAGAAAGGAUCGAGAAGGAAAAAGCCUUGGAUCGAGAACGGGAGGAAAAAGAGAGAUUCAAGAGAGAGGCAGCCCUGGAAGAGCAGAGGAAAGAGAAGGAGAGGCUGGAGAGGGAGAGCGCUCUACAGCAGGAGAAGCUUGAGCGGGAGAGAGCCUUGGAGAAGGAGAGAAAGGAGAAAGAGAGGGCUCUUGAACACGAGAGGCUAGAGAAGGAGAAGGCCGUGCAGAAAGAAAGGGAGGAGCAGGAAAGGGCCCUGGAACAGGAGAAAGAGAGAGCGAGGAUGGCUGAAAGGGAGAGGGAAAGCCACCUCCCUCCAUCCAAGCGCGGCCGUGAGAUCGGUCUCAGCGCCCUGCCCACUCCUCCUGCCUUCUCCGUCGGACCAGGUAGAAAGUCAUCAACUGAGGCAGGAGAGCAGGAUGAGGACCAUGCUUCAAAGUCCCGGGGAGAAGCAGCAGAAUCCAGUGCACUCAUGUCACCAACGCCUCCGUUGCCUCAAUCCUCAUUCAAGAAGUUCCGGUUCUUAAGGGACACCCCGAUUCAGCUCCAAUCUUCCUCCCCUCCCAUGGUCAUCAAGCGACCUCGCAACUUUUCCGAUACCCCCCAGCCUCGGGUCUUGCCUGUGUCCUCCCUCACCGAUGUCGGGGAACGGCGAGAGGUAGAACUCCAGUCCUCCACUGAACAAGAAGACCCACAGAAGGGGACAAAACAGGAGGCUGUUGCCAGGGCGCCGGGGGCUGUGGAGGCCGCGCCCGCGAAGGAGCCCGCUGUUGGUACCACACUGGUCCAGAGUCCCAAAAAAGAAAAGGCCACAAGCCUAGUGUCGGAGGACAAACAAAAGGAAUCCACCAAAAAAGUAGAGGAAAGCAGUCCUGCAAACCAACUGGCUACUGCACAGCGUAGGGGAAGAGAUGCAAAGAAGGAAGAGAAACACGCAAGACGAAGGUCAUCGUCUAAUGACUCCUCUUCCUCAGAAUCAGACUCUGGGUCCUCAUCAUCUGGGUCGUCUAGCUCAUCCUCAUCCUCUCAAGAGAAAACCUGCCCCACUACAAGAGGUAGAAGGGAAAAGAAACCUGACAAAGACACCUCACCACAGCACAGGGUGACACUAGAGACAAAGGCUGGGGGCUUAAAGGAAACUCCAAAAGCCUCCCCUUACAAAAGAGACAUGUCUGUAGAGAAGAGUAACACGGCUGCUGUUGGAGACACUCACACCAUGAAAACAUUAAAGGAAGCCCCGAGCAGAGAGGAUUCACAGGGGAAGAGAAAGGACAACGAGGGAGAGGCGGAAACGGACAAAAAAAGGCAGGUGAAGGAGACUGCCAUGGCAGAGCCGGAGAAGCUUCCAGAGACCAGCGAGGAGACACCAAAGGCCUUCUCAGCUCGUAAGAUCUCCAUCAGCAGCAGUAAAUUAUCCCCUGGCAGUGCAGAGGGCGAGCAGGACUGUGGGGCCGCGGCCGGUCGCAAGAGGAGGUGGGGCUCCAGCACAGCCGUCACUGCCAAGAAGCCUUCCAUCAGCAUUACCACCGAUUCACUCAAGUCUCUGAUACCAGACAUUGGCCCGUGUCUCGGGCAGGAGGCAGCAGUGGACCUGCACCCAGAGGAAGCUGUCCUCUCUGGAGCUGAGGAUGAAGAGAGGGAGCGCUCCGACCAAGACCUUCAGAUCCGUCGCACUGUCACACAGGUGGUGCACCUGGAGAGCCAGGAGAAUGGACAGGAAGAGUCAAAGAGGAGCAGACACGAGGAGUCUGAGUCUGAUGACCCACAGGGAGAUGGAGAGAGGACACAGGUGCAUGAAGAGAAGAUGGAAACCCCAUUUCCUGGAGCCAUGGAAACCCAGUCUCCAUCACACAUCAGCCAUGAUGUAGAAGUCAACACUGUGACCGCCAGCGACACCCUCAUUCGUCGCUCCAUCAGCCAGCAGAAAACGGGUGUUUCCAUCACAAUCGAUGAUCCCGUUCGCGCGACCCGGCAGCCCUCGCCACCUCGAGGCAAAGUCUCCAGCAUUGUUCACAUCAGCAACCUGGUGAGGCCGUUCACUCUGGGGCAGCUGAAGGAGCUGCUCAGCAGAACUGGCACCCUGGUGGAGGAGGGCUUCUGGAUCGACAAAAUCAAGUCUCACUGCUUUGUCACCUACUGUAGCUCUGAAGAGGCCGUUGCCACACGGGCAUCUCUUCACGGAGUAAAAUGGCCUCAGAGCAACCCAAAGGUCCUCAGCGUAGACUUCUGCCAGAAGGAUGAGCUGGACUUCCACAAGGGCACAGCAGACAGACCCGCAGCCGAGGAACAGGGGCUCGGUACCAACCGUGGCCGAACCGCGGGCCUGCCCCCUCUCCUUCCUGAGCGAGACCAGUGGGCCGAGCGCGAGCGUGAGAUGGAGCGCCGGGAGAAGGCUCGAGCAGAGCGGGAGUGGGAUCGCGACAAGGUCAGAGAGUUCGGGAAACCGGGUGAAGAGAAGGAGGGCGGUCCCCGGAGGUCACGCUCCAGAGAGAGACGCCGCAAGGAGAGGGGAAAGAGCAAGGAGAAGAAGACUGAGAAGAAAGAGAAAAUGGCUGAGGAUCCCCCUGCAAAGCUGCUUGAUGAUUUGUUCCGCAAAACUAAAGCGGCCCCUUGCAUAUACUGGCUUCCACUUACGGAUGAACAGUUUGUUCAACGGGAAUCUGCCAGAGCAGACCGGAUGAAGGAACGUGAGAAACGGAGGAAGGAGCAAGACGAGGAGGAGGAAAAGAAAAGGGAAGAGGAGCGCAAGGAGAGGAUGAAAGCUGGAGGUGUUCCAGCUGGAGAGCGCAGUGAGGGUGAGAAGGAGAAGGAGAAGGAAAAAGAAAAAGACAGGGAGAGGGACAGAGACCGAGGGAGGGACAGGGAGAAGGAGAGGGAGAGGGAGACUGACAAACGCAGGGAUGACUACCGUAGACCAGAGGGCCGCGGGGCAGGCGGGGGCCGACGCUCACGCAGCCGCAGCGACCCACGAGAAAGGCGACGUUAAUGGCCAACCAACUGAUGGAACUGUCCUCGAGACCACCCUCUUCCAUUUGCCUUUCACUACAUGUACUUUGUUACAACUAAGACCCAACAGAGGACCAACUGAUGUCGUCACCAUCUCUCAAAUUGUCACCUUUCUUUAAAGCACAUCUACACCUACACAGUCAUGCUUAAAGGGGACCAUGGUUUAUUUUGCAGUGUUUCCCCAGGGUGCUGUACGCCGCGCGUCUGUCGAGUAUGAUAUAUUUUCUUCAUACGUUUCCCUCUUUUUCCUUUUUUUUUUUUUUUUUUUUUUUUUUGUCUUGACGAUUUUCGCGGUAUGGCACGCUGGGUAAUUUUUUAUAAUUUCCCCCAAUGUUCCCCCUUUGCCUCAAAGUGUAGGUGCCAAUUAUGAUUUGCUAUGAUCAGUCGUCGUCGCCUCGGUGUUUUAACAGCUCUGGAAUCAGGAUGAGGAAUCCUUUUGUUGCUGCAUGUAGUCUGCUGCCUAAAGAGAAAACUCUGACCUCUGUGCAGAGGCUUAAAAAUCAGAAAAUAUUGGAAUAGGUGUGUUUGGCAUUUUGUACAGACAUAAGAUAACUAAAAAUCAAGUCUUUAAAUGAGGCAGCUCCGGGGUAUUUUUGGACAGGUGUGGAAUAACUACUAACGCAAUGAAGUGUUCCUCUCUCCCUCUGUUUAGUUAAGAGAUGAGACGAUUCUAUGUGUGUGUGGGGAAUCGAUGUCCGUCACAGCUGACACGAGUUAUUAUGUCCUUAUCAUUGAGUCUCUUCUUCCUCCUUUCUCUUCUCCUCCUCAUCCUCCUCUUCUCUUACCCUGUCGCGUCAAUACAGGCCCGAGAGGGGAGGUUGCAUUAUGAGUUUCCUCACCAAUGGUUUUAAUAUUGUUUUUUAAUCUUUAUUUUAUCAUUUUAGUACAAAGGUAUGUUUUUUUUUGUUUUUUAAAAUUUCUUCUUUGAGUACGCCUAUCAGUGGUGAAUGUACAAAUAAUAAAAAUUGAAAUUUGAAAUUA
This is a messenger RNA of Cyclopterus lumpus (lumpfish), 6205 nucleotides long. RefSeq names its product apoptotic chromatin condensation inducer 1a (gene acin1a). Gene Ontology annotation, molecular function: RNA binding. The coding region runs from base 63 to 5204 and encodes 1713 amino acids. The transcript has 18 exons. Lineage: Eukaryota; Metazoa; Chordata; Actinopteri; Perciformes; Cyclopteridae. The record is from RefSeq and is a predicted model, not a curated record.